CCUUUCCAGAGUUCAAUGUUAUUCCUCACAUGCACCUAACAGCAGGAAGCUGCCAUAUACACAGUUCCCAUUCACGUCACUGUAGAGUUAUGAUCUCCAAGAUAAAGGGCUGAUCCUUUUCUCCGAAAGAAAAAUAAUCUGCAGGCUGGAGAUUGGGACACAGACGAAAAGCAUGUUUUGGUGACUAAAAUAGCCGAGGAGGAAGAGCAACGUCUGGGAAAGAAAAAAAGGAGUAUUGGAGAGAUUCUGGAGAGACUGUUUCUCAGCCCUUUUUGCCAGAUUUUCAACAGACCACAACAAACUUGUGCAAUUUUCAUGGCAGUUGUCCAUGGGAACUCAUCCAAAGCACAUCGGAGCUGACCCUCCUGGGAGGUCCUGUUAGAUCGAGAAUAAUACUUCAUGAACACCAAAGUAAGAGCGCACUUUUUACGUCAAAUUUCAGCUGACUGCAGGACAACAUUUGGAAGGAUUAUUGCUGAAAGGGGAGCUAAAACCGGAAGCAGCAACUUGGAAAGCUAAGCUACUCCUUUCCUUGUCCAUUUUUGUGUUUUCUUGUUUUUCCAAACACAUUCACUUCCUGCCAGCAAGGACUAAAACUUUCAUCUUCCAUCUGGAACGACUGACUGGAACGAAACGCUCACAUAGCUCCCUGCCGAGGGCUUUUGUUUUUUGCUGCAGCAGAAGCAUUUCACCGUGGCGAUGGAGAUGGAGAAGGGACAUGCGUCUAUCAGGAGAGGAGUGAGCUGGAGUCCAGGAGGAUUGAGGAAACCUCUCCAGGCAACACAAAACAUGCACACUCCUGGGACAGAGUGCAAUGCAUCACGGGAGACAACAGGAUUCAACAAAGAACAGAUGAGCCGGAAAACAAAUCUGACCAGGAGCGCCAGUUUAUCAGACAAGGAGCUAAAGGAGGCUCGUGUCAGGAGUCAGAUCAUCGCUGCACAGCUCACCGUCCCUUCCAACUCCACCUCCAGAGGCGUGCAGCUCUUUAACCGGCGCAAGCAAAGGGUCAGCGCCUUCACACUCGAAAGCUGUGGAGAGGAGUCAGGGGAGAGCAGAGCUGAGAAUGUGAAAACAAACCCCUCAUUUAACAAACUAACAUGGGCAGAGAGGAGCACUGAGGAAAAGGAUAGAGACCUGAACUUUAAGAAUAGCAAGCCAGUCUUGUCACCACCUGGGAGAGUACAUUCAGUGGGUGGUAUCAUGGAGGAACCAGGUAAGGAUUUCUACAAGGAAGACGACAUGGAGGACAAUGUUAUCCAAGAGAGGCAUUUCCUCCCUGUCAAGGAAGAGCAGGAGGAAGAGGAUAAUGCAAGAGAUAAAAUCCAUGAGGAGGACAAAGUCAAGGAUGAAAUUCCCCCUGGAAGUCAUUAUACUAAUCCAGUUCUGAUGGGGCAUGCUGAAGGUGAAGCAGAGAUAAAUGGGGGCCACACAGGGCCACUUCCCACUGGAAAGCUUCAUAAUGGCUGCCACAGUACCUCUGGACCUGAGAGGGUGUCUGUUACCACAGCCAAGCAGACAAGCACCAUCAUCAAUCGAACUGCCAGGCCCUUUUUCUCGCCGCUGACGGUGCAGUCUCCAGAGGCAGUCAGCCCGGUCAUGGACAUUCCCCCUCCUCCUUCUUACAACACUCCUCCUCUCCCUGCUUUCACUGCUCCUCAACCUUUGGCGUUCUCACCUCCACCUCCGCCUCCGUCAUAUCCCACACCUCCUCUACCGGCCUUUACAAGCCAACCCCCGGAGGCCUACUACUCCAGUCCACCUCCUAUGUCUCCUGUCAUGUCUCCUUCCUCACCUCCACCAUCUCAGUUCCCUGUGUCUUCUGUAUCUCAGUACCCACCCAUGCCCCAUUAUGGCCCUCCCACAGCCCCAAAGCCCUCCACCUUCGUUCCUCAGCCUGCUGGAGAGAGGAAGCCGAUAGCACCGAUCAAAACGGGAAUACUUGAGGAGGGUGCUGCUAGAAGGGGAAGUAGGAAAGCAAUGUUCACAUUCAAAGAGAAGACAGUGGUGGCUCCGAACCCUGAGCUGCUCUCUCUGGUGCAGGGGGUGGAUGAAAGGAAGAAGCAAGGAUGUAGAUCUGUGCCUGAGCCAGCAUCCGAGGAGGAGUUGCUGGCGCUGGGUGCAGAGGCCUCCAACUUCCUCGCCAAAGAAGAGGACAGGGUAGAGGAGACAAAAGCUCCAGAGUGGGCUUCUUGCCUCAAGACCUCCAGGACUCGUCCGAGGGCAGAGCACAGGCCAGAGCAGACCCUCACCAAUGUAUCAGGAAAGGGGGCUGAGCUGUUUGCCAAGCGUCAGUCCAGGAUGGAAAAAUACGUUGUUGAGAAGCAAAAUGCAGCACAAAUUAGGUCUCCUUCUCCCACCAUGUCUCUGCCACCAUCUUGGGUGUUUCCGUCAAACAUGCCCGGCAGAGUCAAGGCCAUUGCUAAAAACUCUGACAUGAGUGCUCAGCUUUCACAAACCCUAAAGGCCCAACAAGCAGUCAAGCAAAAACCAAGGGGAAAAGCUCCAGCACCAGAGCCAAUUCCAGAGCCGCCUCCUUUAGAAAAUGGCUGCUCCAAGAUAGAGAUGGACCUGUCAAGGCACCAGCCCUACCAGCUUUCCUCUUCCCUCUUCAUCCUUAACCCAGUCAAGGACCCCAUCAGUGCCCUACCCAGAAGAGCACCACAGUCCAAGAGCCUGAUAUCUACCCAGUCUUUCUCUAGACAGUCUUCCUUACCUAAUAACACUCCUUCUCACUACAGUACCCAGUGCAUGUCUCCACAGCUGCCUCUCAGCCCCACAAGAGAAGCAGAAUAUCCACCAAAUCCAGCCUAUGGGCAGCCAAGGAUCAGCUCUCCUGCCUUUUCUCCAGAGCGAGUGUCCUCUCCUCGGUCAGGGGUCCAGGCGCCAAAGCCCACAUUUUCUGCCAAGAAGGCAGGGAUUGCCCCACAGACACCAAAGGAAUCCUCCCCAGUUGAAACCCCCAGCGAGACUCCCACGCCAACCAGGACGCCCAGACUCACCAGACGUUUCAGCAGCCCAGAGGGCCCCGCCACUGGGACCUGGACUCCCAGCCUCCAAACUAAUCGGCCCUCCACCACCAUCUCUAGCCGCUCAGUUACUUCCCCUAUAUCCUCUCCCAGGGGCGCAAGAUGCCAAUCCCCAAUGGUCAGUCAGAAUAUCCAAUUUUCCCCGGUUACCUCCACUGCAGCAUCCAGAUCCUCUCAAACAUCUGCAGCCACCUCUUCACGCUCUCUUCCUUGGGGUUCAAGAUGUCAGUCCCCAAUGGUGAGCCAGAAUACCCAUUCCUCCAGCAUCUCCUCCAUUCCUGGUUCCAAACCAUCACAAACGUUUACGACUACUUCCCCUCUUUCUCCUCCUUGGGGUUCAAGAUGCCAGUCCCCAAUGGUCAGCCAGCAUACCCAAUUUUCCACUGUCACCUCAAUGUCCAUGUCCAGACCCCCCCAAACAUCUACAGCCACAUCCCCCUCUCCUCCUUGGGGAUCAAGAUGCCAGUCCCCUAUUGUGAGCCCAAAUACCCAGUCUUCCAAAAUUCCCUUUGUUCCUACUUCCAGACCAACCCAAACAUCUACAGCCACAUCUCCUGUCUCUCCUCCUUGGGGCUCACGUUCCCAGUCUCCCGCACUCUCUCAGACCAGUUUAUCCUUCCCCGCCACUAAACCUCUGUACACAUCUUCUGCCACUUCUCCUGUUCCCCCACCCAAAGACAGUCGCUGCAUGUCCCCCAUUGUUAAUAACCCAGACUCUAGAGCCAACCAUCGCCUCCUGGCCAAGAACAUCAUCAAUGCAGCCAAACGUAAAAACAGCCCUUCCCCUGGAGCACUGAGCGGUCACAGCCUCCCCAUCUCCCCUCUGGGGAAUUCCCACCAUGGCUACGACUGUCACAAACCACCCAUCAGCCCUUUCCAGUCACGGGCAUUUGGGGCUCAGUCCCCUACCUUCACCAGCCCUCCUCCAACCCCAACACAGAGGAUCUGCUCCCCUGUGAGGCUCUACAACACUCGCUCCCUGACUGACUCUGAUGCCUCUGUUGAGUCUGAAGACUCAGGCCUCCGAUCGCCUGGCCUGCACUCCUACAACACCUGUCCCCGCGGCUGGGGCGGUAGCCUGAGGGUGAAGAGAACCACCGUCUCCACUGACCUGUGAGGGUGUUUCUGAAAGGCAUUCAAGCAUGACAUCAGUUUCAUAGACUUUUGGGGCAUUUGAUCAACCAGUAAAGGAGUUUGUGAUGGCAUUUCAUCAGACUAAUAGAAGAUACCCUUCUGUAACUUUGAAUACCGAUCCUGGACAAUGGUAAACAUUGUAUCAAGGUAGUAUUAGUAUUUUGUAUGACUCACAUUCAUAGCAUGGACUGACAAGAACAAGCUUUUUACAUAACGCAGUUGCUGUGGCUUGUACGCUUCUUACAUACCAUAAAGACUCAAAAUACAGUAACCAAAGAUAUUACACGUUCUACACCUUUACAACAUACAUACAUUGACAGCCACUGUUCCGGUUAAAUAGUGUUUAAGUAAAUCUGUUUUUAAUGUUAUUAAUGAAUCAUCAUUAUGUUUGCUGGUCUGACGCAAGUCCAAAUGGGAAGAGACUUAAAAAUGUUAAGGUAUAGAAGGGACAUAUGGAAUGAAUAAUGUAUAAAUAUAUAUAGCUCAUUGGACUAUACAGUAAUUUGGUUAAGGAAUAUUGAUGUAGAUUAUACUGGGUAAAAUGAGUUAUUUAACCCAUGACAAAAAAAACAGUGGUAGAUGGGGCACAUGCUAUUCACGUUAUUAUACAUGGUCACAGUAUUCACCACAGUUUGUUAUCCAUUUUAAUCAAUGGGAAAUCAAUCAUAUGCAUAAUUAUCGCAGUGCAAUAUUCAAUUUAACACAGCUUAUGUUAUGUAUGUUAUAUGUUGCUUUAUGUACUGCAUUUGCUAAAACGAAUGUAAUCUUUACAGACAGAUUGACAGAGAAUGAGAUGAAGAGAUGAAGAGUUGUGUGUGGAGGUUCGAUGGGGCAUUGACGCACCUGUUCAAACACUGUUUCCAUGAUUCAGGAGAAAGAAAGAUUCCAAGUUUUUUUUUGCUGAAGUUUAAAUAUUGAUGAACAAUUCAAAGAACAAAUAUUAGCCGUCAAUGUGCAAAUGAAAUGGCAUAUUGAUUGUAGUAUUCAUAUUGGUGGUUAAUGUUUGUAUGCCUAAAUUUAAGUGUUGUCGCUUUUGCUGACCACCUGUAAUGUCUUUCAUGAGGAACACAUUAACAUAUUUUGUGCCUGUACUUAUUGUACAAAUUGCCUAUUUGGAUGAGGUUUAGGAGCAAAUGCGUAUGUACUGUAAGAGAAGGUACAACAAAACGUUGUUGAAAAAAGGUUAGAUGAAUGUAUGUUGUGAAGUAUUAAUCUGUGUUUUUGAGAAAAGGAUAAGAGGAAUGGAUUGUAUUUUAAAUACAUAUCGCUAAUGUACAUUCUCUUUAACUUCUGAAGUUUCUUUUUAUAAUUGAUUUGCACUUCUGUUCAUUCCAUUUCAUUGGCUAAAUUGGCAUUGUUUAAAACUUGAUUUGUCAUUCAAAAUAAAACCAGCAAAUAAUGAUCCUACUGUUAACAAUGAGACCAUUCUUGCACAAUUCAAUACCUUGAUGGUGGCAAUUAGCUGUAAACCUUCAAACCACAUCUGGCUUUCUGUUUACACCAUUCUCAUUUUGCCCAGUCCUGUACCAGCACACACACAACAGGUUAUUCCUUCACUCCUUGACAUCCAUGCCAAAAGCAUCAGCACAUUUCUCAAUAUUUACUUCUGUGUGUCUUUUGAGUGACAGGGACACCUGCUACAUGGUGACCUGGCUCCUUCAACAGGAUUAAGUCUAUUACUGUCAUGGAUUGGUUUCAACCUGCGUCUCCUCUGGACAAACCAAACACAGCUGAAAUCCUCAAACACAGAACGUAAUCAUUGCAUUUUUUGAGUUUUGCAUGCAGGAUUUUUCUGGGGUGGGUUCUGUGAUUGCAUGCCGGCAUUUUAUUUUCAAAACAGCUAAUUUUUCUCUCAAUUCAUAACUGUAUGAUGUAUGAAAAUGAAUGCUAAAUAAAGAGUGAUGACACACCAAUUCAAAUAAUGUA
This is a messenger RNA of Perca flavescens (yellow perch), 6089 nucleotides long. RefSeq names its product synaptopodin (gene synpo). Gene Ontology annotation, molecular function: actin binding. The transcript is spliced from 3 exons. The record is from RefSeq and is a predicted model, not a curated record. Gene Ontology annotation, cellular component: nucleus; actin cytoskeleton; Z disc. Gene Ontology annotation, biological process: positive regulation of actin filament bundle assembly. The coding region runs from base 700 to 4146 and encodes 1148 amino acids. NCBI's taxonomy places the organism in Eukaryota, Metazoa, Chordata, Actinopteri, Perciformes, Percidae.